UAAGGUUUUAGAUAUGACGUCAUACAUUUCAAAACCGCUUCCGAUGAAAAGCUUCCGGGGGAAUGAAAUGAUUGCCACGAGAAAAAGCGUUCCGAUGAGCUGGUUGAAAAAAGAUGAUGAUGGAGGUGGAGGACGGUGAUGCUGUGAUGCUCAGACUGUCUAACGCCGACAUCGAACCUUCGGUGCAGCCAUCAUCAUAAUAGAAGAGCCAUCACAACUACCAGUGUUAUUGAUCUCCAUCGCAAGUUUCUGUCUAUUCAUUGACAAUGUGCCGACCGGACGAGACAGAGGAAGGUGUUAUUCCAGAAGAUGACCAUCUGCAGUACAUGCUCGGCUGCCUGAGCGACGAAGAAUUGGAGAUUGCCGCUCGGACGAGUUACCAGUACGCCAAAGAGGGAGGCAAUGAGGAAGUUAGAGACAAGCAUGCCAUGGCCAUGGCCCGUCGGUAUUUGAAAUCGAAAAAGAACGUCGACAAGGCCCUGGACUACAUGAAGGCUACGAUUCAGUUUCGCAGCGACAUGAAGAUUGACCGGCUCCGGACUGUCUUUGAUGGCAAAGAUCUAGGUCACCACCAAGACGAGGAGAAGACACCAACAAGUGACGACGAGGACGUCGAUUCCAAUCCCAAUGUGGAUACUGAAAAGUUUGCGUCUCAAUUGGAAAGCAGGCUAUCCUCCAAGAAGAACUUUGUCAUGGGGUAUGACAAGGAAGGACGGGCUACCUUUCACUUCAUUCCACGAUGUACGCAGCACCACGACCUAGAGUGGACCAUGCUGGAAUCCAUUUAUACCAUGGAGAGGGCUAUUGCCUGUAGUGAACGGCGUCGUGGAGACGGUUCCAUCAAUGCCAUGAUUGAUUGUGCCGGAUUGAAGCAGUGGGCGCACACUCCACCCAUGAAUGUGGGAAAGUACUUUCUCAAAACACUCCGACGGCACUACAUUGGACACAUUCAAAAGAUCUUUAUCCUCGAUGCCCCACUGGGGUUUGCCUGGCUGUGGAAGAUUCUCUCGCCCUUUGUAGGGACUGCCACUCGCAACAAGAUUGUCUUUCUCUCGGGUACCGAUGAGAAGAUGUCAUAUCUGAGCGGUCCACAGUGUUACUACGAGGAGAGCGAAGCAGCGCCCUGGAUGUUGGAGAGUGGCAAAAAAGACCGAGAGUUGGAUAUGCAGGAGUACCUUUACAGGACACCCUUUGAUCGUGCCUUUGAUGAUGCAUGAUAUAGAAUGAAUGAAUAGAUUUACUUUGCUUCUUUGCAACAAGUUAAAAAAAAAUGUAGUCGAACAACCACCACAU
Messenger RNA from Seminavis robusta, 1293 nucleotides. The record is from the annotation of a GenBank genome assembly. Lineage: Eukaryota; Bacillariophyta; Bacillariophyceae; Naviculales; Naviculaceae.